Molecule: messenger RNA, 1404 nt
Organism: Linum trigynum
Lineage: Eukaryota; Viridiplantae; Streptophyta; Magnoliopsida; Malpighiales; Linaceae
Source: the annotation of a GenBank genome assembly
GGACGAAGGAACCAUGGGUGAAGAAUCGAACAGGGUAGUUGUUUUCAAUGAGCCAAAGCCUUAGAUGCUGCGUCAUUUGAGGCCUUUCUACAUCAAGGCUACACUUGAUGACGUACCAAUGUCGAGAGUCAUAGUUGACAAUGGCGCUGUAGUAAAUGUGAUGCCAACAAGGAUGUUGAAGAAGUUGGGCAAGAGUACUAAUGACUUAUCCCAACGGAAGUGUUUGUGAAAAGCUAUAAUGGCGGGUCCACUUCUGCUAGGGGAAUCCUCCCAGUUGUCGUGGGAGUUGGAUCGCAGAAGCGGAUGAGUGCUUUCUUCGUGGUGGAUGGAAUGAUAAGCUACAACGCAUUACUUGGCCGGGAUUGGAUCCACUCCAACAAGUGUGUUCCUUCAUCUCUGCAUCAGUGUUUGAUGCUCUGGAAUGAAGACGGUGUCGUUGAGGUGGUACAGGCUGACACAAAGCCGUUUGCCGUUGGGGCCAACGUGGCUGAAGCUUAUUUGUACCAUGGAGAUUUUGGACCACUCACAAUUAGGAGUUGGGAUGGAGGAGCGUCCAACGUCACAGUUUCAAGCACAAAGGUGUUGGGAAAGGCAUGCUUAAACUCGUUGUACGAGAUUGUGAGACCAUCAAUGCUUGCAUUAGGUGGUCCACCAAAAUAUGAGUAAGCCACCUCAAGAGAGGGUGGCGAAGGCCGAAAUCACGGCCUUGCGGGUUGCCGAUCAACGGCUAGGAUUUGAGUAACGAGGUGGGAGAGGAAGUAGUGGUGAUGUAUGCGACAUUGUGGAAGAAAUCGACCUUGACGCGAAGGAGGAGCCACAUUCAAGUUUCAUUGUGCCAGUUUGCAGGAGUUUGACAGGUACGGGUUAACUCUGCUUCUGAAUGGCUUCAAAGUUUGUUUUACGUGUGCACGUCAUGAAAUAUUGCAUGGAUAUGUUGCAAUCAUGUUGUUUAGCCAAUUUAUCACUUUUUAUUUUAGAUUCGUGAGUAAGUGAGCUAUGUAGAUGCCAUCGGCAUUGCAUUAACAUAAUCAAGGCCGGAUGUGUAUGGUUGUGUUGGCUAAAUGAUUUUUUUUAUCUUCUUUUGGCCAGAGUUGUCAAGCAUGGCCAACUAAGUUAGCCACAAUGUCGACAAAGAAAACGGGUUCUUUUGCCUUUUAUUUUUGUUGACAAUGGUCUCAUAAUAAGGAAAGAAGGACCAAACAUCGUUGUGUUUACUUAAGCGGCGACACGAAAUUUGUUCAUUGCAUGACUGUUGUCAUUCUUCUAUGUUUCUAGCACCAACGCCGUUGUGACCUCAACAGUGUUUCAAAAAAGGGACUAGGGACCAAUUAUGGUUCUUCUUCUGAACAAUGGUGUUUGUCGCACAACUCUUUCUUUUGGCCAAAAUAAAUUUUAAAUAAUAAA